This is a messenger RNA of Ixodes scapularis (black-legged tick), 489 nucleotides long. RefSeq lists its product as uncharacterized. The record is from RefSeq and is a predicted model, not a curated record. Bases 1 to 489 code for a protein of 162 amino acids. Gene Ontology annotation, cellular component: nucleus; transcription regulator complex. Gene Ontology annotation, biological process: regulation of transcription by RNA polymerase II. NCBI's taxonomy places the organism in Eukaryota, Metazoa, Arthropoda, Arachnida, Ixodida, Ixodidae. The transcript is spliced from 4 exons.
AUGCCAUAUAUCGGCGGAAACAAUUGGAUUGCUCACUAUUGCAAUAUUAAGCUCAUCGAGGGAGUUCGUCUACACCCAUGUGUCUACGACACGAGGAAGCUCGAAUACCGCGACACGGCCAGGAAAGACAAUGCUUGGGAGGCCAUCCGGGAGCUGUGCGGUCUCCCCACAGUUGGAGACUGCCAAAAACUGUGGAAGAGGCUGCGUGACCGCUUCACGCGUGAAACCAGGGCCCUGGAACUCACGAAGCGAAGCGGCAGGGGGUUCGUCGCCAGGCACACCUGGGAACUCAUGCAGGCCAUGGAAUUUUAUAAAAACUGUGGCCGUCCUAAAAAAACGGCGUGCAACCUGGACACGAGACCACUAGCAAUGGACGCCGACGGGGAUGUCGCGGCAGAAGACCUUUUUUAUUUGAUCCAGAGUGGCGCACCGUCGCCUUCUGAGGACAACUGCAUUGAUUUGGAGCAGGUGGAAGUGGGCCAAUCAUAG